Messenger RNA from Phytophthora nicotianae INRA-310, 1971 nucleotides. Its product is annotated as TKL/DRK protein kinase. NCBI's taxonomy places the organism in Eukaryota, Oomycota, Peronosporomycetes, Peronosporales, Peronosporaceae. The record is from RefSeq and is a predicted model, not a curated record. The coding region runs from base 1 to 1971 and encodes 656 amino acids. Gene Ontology annotation, biological process: protein phosphorylation. Gene Ontology annotation, molecular function: ATP binding; protein kinase activity. The transcript has a single exon.
AUGGUACACGCUCACACAAUCAGCUUACGGAGUCUAGAAUCCUCUUCUUUAUCAUCAAACUCGUUCGUUUUCGACGGUACCAACUCCGACAUCGCCCGGCAGCUCUACAUUCGACACAAAGCAGGAGACACAGACGCCAAAGUCACACUUAACGCAGUCCCCACUGCAGUAGCCAACCGCCUCAGCGACCUCAACACCCAGUUCAGCGACUUACCGGGUCUCGUUCAACGUGCAGUUCUCUGGGACACAGGCUUCGCUCUCUCUCCGGCUAAUGACCCCGUUCAAAUCUGGACGAUGAAUGACUACACUAUGGCAGAUAUCGCCGUCCCGAAAGAUGAAGUCAGUGGGGAAGGAUGCACUUUCAAGAACUGUACGCAGCCAAACGACGAGUUAGCUUACUACACUUUAAUCUGCUCAGGAGCUCAGAUGGUCAACGUAUCCAGGUGUGUGGCAGAUACGUUCGUAGACUCGGCUGCUACCAGCUACUUGGGCUCAAUGUGGUCUGUUGGUGGAGACCCAAAUAUGGUCCCGUAUAUUCGACUUCGAGAUCACUCGUGGGUAGACCCAGUGACGGAGGUUUCUUACAGUGUCUACGCUGUCCACACCACUUCAGUGGCUGACGAUCCGGCUUGGAACGUGUGUCCUGCUGACGAUGGCUAUGGAGCGUUGACAGUGCCGUGCCAUAGGAGAGACGAGUUUACGGAUAAAGAGAUGGAAGCGAUGCACACGCCGACUGGAAGCGCUUGGGUGACAACGUGGCUGGAGGAGGAAUUUGCUGAAGAUUCUGGUUUUGAUACAAUGCUACUGAUCCCGAUCAUCUUGGGAGCUGUAGUUUUAAUCAUAGCGGUUGGAUGUGGCCGGUAUUACUGGAAGCGGAAGCAGAAGAGCGACAUUGACGAGACUGUGUCCACUACGUGUGAUCUUACUGCAGUCUCGCCGCAAUACACGAGUGAAAGCACUGUACCAUUGCCUAAGUAUGCUGCUACCACGCCCGAUCACACUCUUCGACCUACAGUCAUGACGACGCAGGGGUCAUUUCUGUCGACUCGAGGAGGAUACGAGAGUGCUGGGUCAUGCAGAACGCUUAAGAUUCUGCUUAAUAGUCAGCAUCUGAUGGAUAAACGGAUGCCCUACGAGAGUAUCAUGUACCAACGACUAUUAUCCAAGGGAUCAUCGGGAGAAGUGUGGCUUUGUAAACACAACGGACAGCAAAUUGCGAUCAAGAGAUUGCUACAAAUUAAGCAGCAAAAGGCUGAAAGCGUCCAAGCGUUUGCUGAAGAGAUCGAACUAACUGCUAGUCUGGAUCAUCCACACAUUGUCACGUUCGUCAGUGUGGCUUGGAAUACUCUCAACAACUUGGUGAUGGUGAUGGAGUACGUUCCAAUGGGAAGUCUGCAGAGUUACCUGCACCAGAACGCUGACUUGUUAUCCUGGGCUCGAGAUAAAAUCCACAUGGCUGUCGGUAUCGCACAAGCUCUGGAUUAUCUCCACAGUCGAACCCCGUCAUGUAUCCAUCGCGACGUAAAGUCGACCAAUAUUUUACUUACGCACAUGCUUGAACCGAAACUUAUCGACUUCGGAGUGAGUCGUAAGAGCGUUGAAGCCACUAUGACGGCGGGGGUGGGGACGCCAUACUGGACGGCACCGGAGAUCUUGGAAGGCAAGCGGUACACGGAGCAGGCAGAUAUUUAUUCGUUCGGCGUGGUAUUAUCCGAGCUGGACACGGGUAAAAUCCCAUACCACGACGCGUUGACGGAGAGCGGGGGUAAAGUCAAGCCUGUCCAGAUUUUACAAGAUGUCGUAUCCGGUAUGUUGCGUCCAACGUUCUCCAAAGAUUGUCCUCCACGGAUACAGCGCGUGGGCUCGGCUUGUUUGGUGCAGGAUCCAUCGACUCGUCCGACGGCUCAGCAGCUGGUCAAAGAGCUGGAAGGGAAAGAAAAAACAGGAGGCGCAGAACACUACGCCUUGUAA